CUAACCCUUACCGUUACGAGUCAUAAUAUCCUUUGUCUAAAACCCUACACCCUAAUCCUUUCACCUCUUUUGUGUUUGUUUGUAAUAUUAUUACAACAAACAACUAGCAAAUACAUCAUUUCUUCUUCUUUUUUUCAGUGAAGAAGAAAAUCCCAAUGAAUGUUACUCGUUCUACUUUGAUGCUCCUCCAUCUUCAAAACUCACCAAUUCGUUACAAAUUCUUCUUCUCUCACUUCAACAAUGCUCUUCGCAAUCCAACCUCGUCUUCUUCUCUAUUCAAUCUCAAACCAACGCGGUUCUUUUCUCUAUGCCAGACGCAGACACGACCCUUUUGUGUAAGUGCCGUUUCAUCCGAAGAUUCUAAAGGCCGAAACACUUUCUUUGCUGAAGAUAACGUUGCUUGGAGUUCACUUGGUCUUUCUGACACCCUUUCUCGUGCUCUCUCUAAUAUUGGUCUUAAAACACCCUCUCUUGUUCAGGCGUCUUCCAUUCCAUCUGUGUUGUCAGGGAAGGAUGUGAUUAUUGCUGCGGAGACUGGAAGUGGUAAGACUUAUAGUUAUCUACUUCCUCUCAUUGAUAAGCUGAGGGACACACAGGAACAGUCUUUAGAUGCCGUGUCUGAUAAAGAAGUCUCUCCGCCGGGCAGAAAAGUUCUGCUUGUGCUUUGUCCGAAUGUGCAAUUGUGUGAGCAGGUAGUUAGGAUGGCUAAUAGUCUCUGUAGAGACGAUAGCAAAACCAUAGUUCGUGCCGUAGCCAUUUGUGGCCGACAGGGAUGGCCGAUUCGGGAACCUGAUAUCAUUGUGACGACACCUGCUGCUCUUCUCAAUCAUGUUGACAUUGAUAAAACCCGCUGCAUGGAAUUUAUGCAUGGUGUUAAAUAUGUGGUGUUUGAUGAAGCUGACAUGCUUCUUUGUGGGAGCUUCCAGAAUAAAGUAAUCUGCCUGAUAAACUUGCUCCGCUAUGAUGAAAAACUCUUGUCUCAAUCAAAAACAUCAGUUGCAGAGUUGCCACUGAAACUGGAAUCUCCUUUAUCAUCACAUGAUAAUGCUCUGGAAGCUGAUGCUUUGGAAGGUGAAGAGGAAUUUCCAACUGAAGCCUCCUCAGGCGAAGAGGAUGAUGAUAACAAGGACAUUGCCAGCAUUAAUAAAGAAGCUGAAUCUGCCAAGCAAAGAAGAAGAGAGUGGAGGAGAGCAAGGAAAAUUUUUGAGCGUAGUAAACAAUAUGUUUUUGUUGCAGCUACACUUCCGGUAAAUGGAAAGAAAACAGCUGGAGCAUUAUUGAAACACAUGUUUCCUGAUGCUGAGUGGGUUAGUGGAAACUAUCUUCAUUGUCACAAUCCAAGAUUGAAGCAAAGAUGGAUAGAAGUGACUGUUGAUUCACAGGUGGGGGAACUCGUAAGGGCUGUGAAGCACAGUUUAAAAUCUGAAGAUUUGGAUGAUGCUGGCGGCAUUCAUAGAACAAUGGUGUUUGCCAACACUGUUGAGGCGGUCGAAGCUGUGGCAAAGAUUUUGUACCAUGCUGGGAUUGAAUCUUUACGUUAUCAUAAGAAUUGCACAUUGGAAGAGAGAGCACAGACCUUAGUUGAUUUCCACGAGAAAGGUGGUGUUCUUGUAUGUACUGAUGCAGCUGCUCGUGGUGUGGAUAUUCCAAAUGUCUUGCAUGUUAUUCAGGCAGAUUUUGCAACUUCUGCUGUAGAUUUUUUGCAUAGGAUUGGUCGUACAGCUAGAGCUGGUCAAAUCGGACUAGUUACUAGCAUGUAUACCGAGUCCAACAGAGAGCUUGUACAAGCAGUUCGUCAAGCAGAGGAACUUGGUCAACCUGUGGAGACCGCAUUUAGCCGGAAAAGAAGCUUCCGUAACAAGAUAAAAAAGAGAGCAAGUGCUAACAAAGUCAGAGAUUCUGCAACCAUGGAAGAGAGUUUUCAUGCAUGAGAACACAAGGUUUUGGGACGCCACUAUCUAAAGCAGCUAGCACCAGUGACACUGAAAAUGACACAGGUGAAAAAUAUAUUGAAUAUUAGCAUUUCACGGCGAUUAUGUAAUUAACGCGAAUUGGUCAAUGCAAACAUAAGUUAUAGAUAUCCUUUUUCUCUAGGGUUGAAUUGAUCAAUGCGAACAUAAGUUAUAGAUAUCCUUCUUCUCUAGGAUUUUGAAUAGUAAUGUCUUAUUUGGAUUUACAUUUUCCCUCAUCUUUUCAAGUAGUAGAAUGUGCUCAUUUGUGUGCAUGUAAAUGUGCACCGACAAAUGUUUCUAGGAAAGUUGCUGAUGAUUUUGUUCUUUCUUUGCUCUUCCUCAUGUAAAUUACGAGAAGUUUGAAUUGUUCUUUAUUUUAUCUCUUACGGCCUUCGUCUCUAA
Cicer arietinum (chickpea) is the source of this 2354-nucleotide messenger RNA. Its product is annotated as DEAD-box ATP-dependent RNA helicase 22. The record is from RefSeq and is a predicted model, not a curated record. Gene Ontology annotation, molecular function: nucleic acid binding; RNA helicase activity; ATP binding. NCBI's taxonomy places the organism in Eukaryota, Viridiplantae, Streptophyta, Magnoliopsida, Fabales, Fabaceae.